This is a messenger RNA of Daphnia pulicaria, 1294 nucleotides long. RefSeq names its product glycoprotein-N-acetylgalactosamine 3-beta-galactosyltransferase 1-like. The coding region runs from base 1 to 1251 and encodes 416 amino acids. Gene Ontology annotation, cellular component: membrane. The transcript has 5 exons. NCBI's taxonomy places the organism in Eukaryota, Metazoa, Arthropoda, Branchiopoda, Diplostraca, Daphniidae. The record is from RefSeq and is a predicted model, not a curated record. Gene Ontology annotation, molecular function: N-acetylgalactosaminide beta-1,3-galactosyltransferase activity.
AUGCACGCCUCCAGUAAAUUACACUCAAGCUCAAGAUCACGCAUUAAACACUCAAAUUUAAAAACACUCCGCCCCUUUUGCCUUCGUAGAAGUAGUUACACCGAGUCCACGAAACUGCCAGCAGCAUCAAAUACCACGUUAAGAAGUUUUCUAUUUUUGAUUGAUGCAGUUGCUCCGACCCAAACCUUAUUCCGACAAAAGAAUCGGACUGUAAAUUAUUUUUGUGAACAAAUAAACAUCUCAUAUACUAAGAUGAAGAUGCGAUUUUUCAAAAUCAAUUUGAGUUUAUCUUGUUUACGCUACUGGUGGAUUGUUACUGUGUUCCUCGGUUGCUGUUCCCUUAUCGGAAGGUUUCUACCGCUCAACCGCACUGCAGUUUCAAUUGGGGAUGUAAUAACUCAUUCCGCUAGUCCGCCAAUCCAGCAGCAUCGAAUUCUCUGCUGGAUUCCCAUAUCUGCUAAAAGUAAGUUUCGAGCCCAGCUGAUUCAGAAGACUUGGGGCAAACAAUGCGACGUGUUGCUCUUUCUAAGUUCACAAGCAGAUGCUUCAAUUCCAGCGAUUGGUCUGCCAGUCGAAGAUGCCUACAGCACUUUGUGGGGAAAGACAUCCGAAGGGUUGAAAUAUAUUUACGAGAACCACUUAAACGAGGCCGAUUGGUUUAUUAAAGCUGAUGAUGACACGUAUAUAAUAGACUCUCACCUCUCAAUGACACUAUAUAGCUAUUCAGCUGUCACAUUUGAUUCUAUUAGAUUUAUUCUUUUUUUUUUCAGGUAUGUUGUCGUGGAUAAUUUGAGGCAGUUCCUUAUGUCUCAUGACAUUUCCUUGCCGCAUUUUCUCGGUUCGCGAUUCGCCCACAAUCGACUCCUCAAAGGAUAUUUUGGAGGCGGAGCCGGUUACGUAAUGACUAGAGAGACCAUACGGAUAUUCGUCGAACACGUUUAUAAUAACGGGUUCGAUAUGUGCAUCAGCGGCCACAAUGGAGAAGAAGAUUCUUAUCUCGCUAUGUGCCUCGAGGUAUUCGACGUCAUUUUUGGUGACACCCGAGAUUGCAACGGCGCCGAAAGAUUUCUUCAGUUGAGUCUUCACAACCUCUACCGCCCUUUUGAUUAUCAGGCAACCCUUCGCGCCUUCUUCCCAUCGAAAUUGGGAAUCGAUUGUUGCUCGAACCAAACAAUUUCCUUCCAUCCAGUUAAGGACGAGCAACUUUUAGAAUAUGAUUACCUCGUCAGGUAUAAUCAACUCAUCAAUUGAAUACGACGUUCAAAAUAAUCUUGAUUUAUUUCCGUUGAAUUCA